UAGCUGGGCAACUAUUUUGAUCGUCGGUAUUACAUAUUUUUCGAUUCCUGAGGUGUAAACUGGUGUAAACGCAAGAGAGAACGUUGACAUGCCGUUGCAAGUACACGACGUUCAGCAAAAUGUGGUGGAGCCUAUGCAAGUUGAUGCUCCUGCAGAAGACAAUGAUAAUGCAGAAGAGGAGCCAUACAUUGUGGAAAAUCCAACACUGGACUUGGAAGUUUAUGCAAAUAGUUACACAGGUCUUGCCAAACUAUAUAGGCUUAUAUACAUAGCUGAUCAUUGUCCAAUGUUAAGGAUAGAAGCAUUAAAGAUGGCUAUCUCUUAUGUGAUGACAACAUACAAUGUGUCUCUAUAUAUAAUAUUGCAUAAGAAACUAGUACAAGCUGUGGGAACACCUGGAUUACCAGAUGUUGCAGCUCAGUCAACGUCUCAGGAUAUGUUGACAUUGGACCAAGCAUGGGUUGAAUCUCGGUCCAAAAAGGCUGCUUUAAAAUUAGAAAAAUUUGAUACAGACUUGAAGAACUACAGAAGUAAUUCGAUUAAGGAGAGUAUCAGAAGGGGUCAUGAUGAUUUGGGUGAUCAUUAUCUCGAUUGCGGAGAUCUUGUCCAUGCCUUAAAAUGUUACUCCAGGGCAAGAGAUUACUGUACCAGUGGCAAACAUGUGGUAAACAUGUGUUUAAAUGUUAUUAAAGUUUCUGUUUACUUGCAAAAUUGGACUCAUGUACUGAGUUAUGUUACAAAGGCUGAAAGUACACCGGAUUUCUCUGAUGUUCAUGGCAAAGAUAACAAUCAGUCCAUAGUCACAAAACUAAAGGUUGCAGCUGGCUUAGCAGAAUUAGCAACAAGAAAAUACAAAAUGGCUGCGAGGCACUUUUUACAAGCAUCAUUAGAUCAUUGUGAUUGCCCAGAGUUAUUGUCCCCAGGAAAUGUUGCUUUGUAUGGAGGUCUUUGUGCUUUGGCUACAUUCGACAGGCACGAAUUACAGAAGCAAGUCAUUUUCAGCAGUUCCUUUAAACUAUUUUUGGAAUUGGAACCACAGUUAAGAGAUAUUAUUUUUACAUUUUAUGAAUCGAAGUAUGCAUGGUGUUUGAAAUUAUUGGAUGAAAUAAAGGACAAUAUACUAUUGGAUAUGUACAUAGCUCCACAUGUAAAUGUGUUGUAUACACAAAUUCGAAAUAGAGCACUAAUACAAUAUUUUAGUCCAUAUUUGAGUGCAGAUAUGAGACGUAUGGCGACUGCUUUCAAUAGAACAGUGUCAGAGUUAGAAGAUGAACUUAUGCAAUUAAUACUUGAUGGUCAAAUUCAAGCCCGUAUAGAUUCUCACAAUAAGAUUUUAUAUGCAAAAGAUGUUGAUCAACGUAGUACAACUUUUGAAAAGUCUAUGAGCGUCGGCAAAGAGUACCAGAGACGUACGCGCAUGUUAAUUUUAAGAGCAGCUAUGUUGAAACAACAGAUACAUGUUAAGAGUCCUCAACGAGAUAGUACUCAAGGAGGAGAGAUGUCAGUCACUUGGAAGCAAUAGUUCAGUGGUAAGAAAUUGAAUUGUGUCUUAUCCUAAUAUUUUGAAUGAUAAAUAUGUUAUUUCGAACGAACUGCCAUAGUCAAUAAGAUAUGAAAAAGUACUUUAACACCAUAUCGGACACAUUAUUAACCCUCGGACGGCGGUGAUUGGGUAAAUUUUAACCCACGAUUUCAGGAAUUUUCACGCGCCAUCUCAACUUACAGAAACUAAUUAAAGCGUAUAAUUAUUUGUAAUAGUAGUUGAUAUGAAAGCCAGCAUAUUUUGAAGAAAUUCAUUCCAAAACACAUCUCAAGACAGAUGAGUUGGCAUCUAUCUGGACCCAGGUACCGACGUCUAUUCGAUCAUCAAAAACGUCUGCUUCCCGAGGGUUAAUGUAUUGUAUGUAAAUCACUGACACUGAAUUUGACUUUCAAUAAAUAUUGCAGAAUAUGUACACUCCCGUUCAUAAAUAUUAGGACACAUAUCGAACAUGAAAUGAUUGUAGUAAGACAUGAAAUUUUGUAAGGUCUAAAAUAUAUAUUGUUUAGGGGAUAUUGAAGUUCGAUGGAAAAGACUUGUGUCAAUAAAAAGUAGUAAAAGUGGUCCAAAAUGUAUAAUUCUUACGAAACAUCGUAUUUUCUUUGUAUCGACCGGAUGUCGUGACACUUAUGAACGGUAGUAUAUGUAUCAUAAUCGUUGAUAAACAAGAAGUUAACAAUUUCAAAAAAUAUAGUGAUUAAAAUUAUUUGAAUAAAUCUUUGAUAACAUGCAAUGUAUGCUGGCAAUCUUGUGUUAAUAAAUAUAUAAAUUUUGUUUUUCA
Dufourea novaeangliae is the source of this 2321-nucleotide messenger RNA. It is a transcript of the gene CSN1b, whose product is annotated as COP9 signalosome complex subunit 1. The record is from RefSeq and is a predicted model, not a curated record. Lineage: Eukaryota; Metazoa; Arthropoda; Insecta; Hymenoptera; Halictidae. Gene Ontology annotation, cellular component: COP9 signalosome. Bases 89 to 1522 code for a protein of 477 amino acids. The transcript is spliced from 6 exons.